Molecule: messenger RNA, 959 nt
Organism: Penaeus vannamei (Pacific white shrimp)
Lineage: Eukaryota; Metazoa; Arthropoda; Malacostraca; Decapoda; Penaeidae
Source: RefSeq, a predicted model, not a curated record
CCCUCCUCACCUUCUCAUACUGGCUAGAGCAACGCCAUGGCCCCCUCAUUUGGACAUCAGGAGUUGCAGUUUUGAUAUUCCGAUCAGAGUUGUGUCUACUUUUGGGGCCAAUGCUGCUUCUUGACCUUACAACACGGAGACUGCUCACAGUUCCAUUCCUGAAAUAUGCAAUACCAGCGGGACUGUUGUGCCUUGUCACCACACUGACCAUAGAUUCUUUCUUCUGGAAACGACUUCUAUGGCCUGAAGGAGAAGUGUUCUGGUUUAAUACAUACAAGAACCAGAGUCAUAAUUAUGGAACAUCACCCUUUUUGUGGUAUUGGUACUCAGCACUCCCUAGAGCCCUUGGCUUAAGUAUCCUUCUUGUCCCUCUUGGCAUUGCACUGGAUAAGAGAUUGCAGGUUCUGGUAACUCCUGCUUUUAUCUUUGUGGCAGCCUACUCCAUCCUGCCUCAUAAGGAACUGCGAUUCAUUAUCUACGUCUUCCCCAUUCUCAAUGUUGCUGCUGCCAGAGCAUGCCAUUUUCUCUGGGAAGGGAGAGACAAGUCUACCAGUCGUCAGCUCUUGGCUGUAGGGUCAGCACUGCACCUGGUGGGUAAUGUGGUGUUCACAACCUUUUUGCUUACCAUCUCGGCCAACAACUAUCCAGGUGGAGUGGCUGUACAAAAGUUACAUCAGAUAGUUCCUCAGGAUGUGAAUGUCAGUGUCCACAUUGAUAACUUUUCAGCACAGACUGGAGUGUCAAGAUUCACACAGCUUCAUGAUCACUGGAGAUAUAACAAAACUGAACAUUUGAAAGCCGGAGGGCCAGAAUUAAGAUCAUUCACCCACUUGUUGGUUGAAGGCAAAUCCAAAUAUUCAUACAAUCUCAAACAUUACACAACCUCGCAUCAGAUCCUCACUUCAGUGGAAUCAUUCUCGCAUCUGAGCUUCAAUUAUCAGCAGUUUCCCCCUGUGAAG